This is a messenger RNA of Racocetra persica, 122 nucleotides long. NCBI's taxonomy places the organism in Eukaryota, Fungi, Glomeromycota, Glomeromycetes, Diversisporales, Gigasporaceae. The record is from the annotation of a GenBank genome assembly.
AUAAUAAAAAACGUAACUGUCCUCAAUAUAAUGAAAAAUUAGACACAUUGGCCACUUUACAAGCAGAGUUUGCUACUGAAAAUAUUCAAAAUGAUAAUCCAACACACUCAAAACCCUUGUAA